Messenger RNA from Sordaria macrospora k-hell, 804 nucleotides. RefSeq lists its product as uncharacterized. The record is from RefSeq and is a predicted model, not a curated record. NCBI's taxonomy places the organism in Eukaryota, Fungi, Ascomycota, Sordariomycetes, Sordariales, Sordariaceae.
AUGCAAUCACACGACGAACUCGCUGAUCUCUUUUCUCGAAACUUCUCCCUGGAGCCUGUUCAGCAACUCACACAGGUCCAGGUCCCGAACCAAGAACCGAAGAUUGUCUACAUCUCGGCGCAUUACAACCACUCAGCCCAUGUUCGUACCCAGGAUACGCAACCAUCACAGCCUGCCCCCAGAGGGACUUCGGAGCCGCCAGCACUUUCUGAAGUUGAAGCUGUCCUCAGAAAGCACCAAGUCAACACAGCAGGCCUGUCCCGUGCCCAGCUCCAGCUUUUCAAAUCAGUGGACGAUCCGCAGCGCUACAGGCUGAUUGAUCUUUGGCGCAACUGCCCUCCUACAAACCGUAGCGACAACCCUACAAUGGGCUGGAGCAUAACAAGCGUCAACCAGGAAGAGAUCCUGGCCAAGAACCGAUGGGAGCAACAGCAACAACAACAGCAGCAGGUUGCUGAACAAGAAGUGACCAUGAGUCUCGAUGGAACUCCCCUGACCCCGGUCCAGGCAGGCGAUGGACGUUGGAUCGCGGCGGACUCAGUUCAUGAUAUGGAGCCCUACAUGGCCUCGGGUUAUGAGGAAAUGGCUCGCCGUGAGUAUGAAGAGUCCGCCCGUCGAGCAUUUGCUGAAUCUGUGGAACGGACCAAGACCCUCACCAUUGCCACCGGUGGCCCGACUUUUAACCCCGCGCACUCGGACCCUGUUUAUGCCAACUCGGGGGUGGACUGGAGGCAACAACAAAGCGCCAUGGAGAACCAAUACGGAAGAUUGAUGGCGUACAGGGAUGAUGAGGAGAUGCUGUGA